AUGGAUCUGGGCAGAAAGGUGGCCUACUUUGAGAUGGAGCCAGAGCACAGCGUGGACAUAGAUGUGGAGAUUGACUGGCCAGUGGCCGAGGAGAGAGUUCUCAGGUUUGGUUACUUUGGUCGGGGAGUGUCUAUAAUGUUCUGCAGAGUUUCCAGAUGUUUGACCGAUGAAAAGGUGUUUCUGUCCCCGUCUGGACAGGACAUGGUGUCUUUUCACACUAGAGACACUACAGGUCUCAGCAUGCUGCAGAACAAUGGCGUUGAGGUGGUGCUGCUGACCUCCAGUGAGGACCUGGUGACCCAGUCAAUGGCUGACAAACUGAAGAAAAUGAUUGGCUGUGAGGUCAUGGAUGUGGGGGAGGAGCCACUGAAGGAUGUGCAGUCAGUGGUGGAGAAGAAGAGGCUCGACUGGAAGGAUGUGGCCUACAUGGGUAAUGACUCAGCAGAUGCCACCUGUCUGAACUUGGCGGGUCUGAGCGCAGUACCUGCAGACGCUCCGAAGGACGCAGCUGAUUCUGCCAAGUACACCUGCCGCCAAGCGGGAGGGAUGGGAGCUGUGAGGGAGUUUGCUGAACAUGUACUCCUGCAGAAAGAAAAGGCCAAAACCCAGAUGAAGCAGGACAGGAUCGACCGUAAUAACUUCUAAAGCGUGGAAGGAGAUAUUUAGAAACAUGAUGUCAGACAAUACUGGAAAAACUGCAAUAUAGCAGAGGAGUGUAAAAGAAAGUUGUCUGCUGUAAAAAUGAUAAAUCUCCAUGGUUGUUCUCCACGUUGACUAUAUGGGCAUUUGGCAGGAUGGCAUCAGAAAGGAUGGAGCCCAAGCACAAGAUAAAAUAUACUUAUACCUCAGUCCUGCCUUAAUUCAGGUUUCUAUGGAUUCUUUAGACAUACACUUGGUUUAUGGGGUCUGCAUUCCUGCCUUCUGCUGAGAAUAGGGAGACUAUUUUGAGUGCUUUGUGUUGAGCUGGAUCUGAUUGGGAGCAACAGAGGAAAAGGUUCUCAGGGUUCAAUUAAUGCAAGAAACAGCCACUGGCAAGCAAACACUAUAUUUACCAGACUCUUUAAUAGAUUUAUCUGGCCAUAAAACCAAUUAUCCUUCCAAUAACUGUUAGUUAAAGACGAUUAAAUAUCUUUCAACAUCAGGAAUUUAAGUAAAAAAUGUAGAACUUAUAUUAAAAAUCUAACUUCUAAGGGAAAUUGAGUUUCAUUAAAAGAGACAACAUUGGGACAUUUAAAUAUCUUUUUACAUAGUUUCCCUGAUAUAUGUUGUGAAAAGGGUUUCAUUAGAGGUGUGUGUGGACCAAUGCAAAACAUUCAUUAAAUUUAAUUUAUUGAUUCACAAGGUUUGGUAAAGGAACAGAUUUAAAUUGAAGGUGUUUCUAUUUCUCUAGUUUUGUGUUUAUUUUCCAUUUGCUUUAAAUGUUUUGUAUCAGAAGGACUAAUUGACAGGUUCCAGUCAUUGAACUAUUCAGAUCUUUCAUUUCAUUAUGUCCGAUACUAAAUGUCCACUUAAAGUCUUGGUCAUCCUUUUUAGUAUUGAUGACAUUAUUGCCAGAGUGGUUUUACUUUUAGAGUGUAUUUUGUUGCAUGUGAACUCAUGGGUCAAAUGACAAAA
Fundulus heteroclitus (mummichog) is the source of this 1614-nucleotide messenger RNA. RefSeq names its product N-acylneuraminate cytidylyltransferase-like. The record is from RefSeq and is a predicted model, not a curated record. Bases 1 to 645 code for a protein of 214 amino acids. Lineage: Eukaryota; Metazoa; Chordata; Actinopteri; Cyprinodontiformes; Fundulidae. The transcript is spliced from 5 exons. Gene Ontology annotation, molecular function: N-acylneuraminate cytidylyltransferase activity.